UCAUUGUCAAUUUCCGGGAUUCCUGGUCUAUGGUCAUUGAAGUGUUGUUUACAUUUUACAUAUUAAUUUGAUUCAUGAAUAUAAAGCUAAUUCUAACUAAACAAGCAUAAAAAUGACGGGCCAUGUUUCCAUAAGACUCGCAUCUGAACGAGUUAAUCAUUGCGUUGCCUCAAGCAAUGAUAUACCCAGGUUUUAUACGCCAGGAGAGGUUAUAACUGGAAUGCAAGAUUUCAUGCGCGGUCAUGGAACCUAUGUUGAAGAUGAUUGCCUCAAGUCCUCAGUUGCGGGUGUGAUGCAAAAAGUUAACAAACUGAUAUGUGUACGGCCCUUGAAGAGUCGGUAUGUGGGUGAAAUAGGUGAUGUUGUGGUUGGCCGAGUGGUUGAAGUGCAGCAGAAAAGGUGGAAAGUGGAAACAAAUUCUCGACUGGAUUCAAUACUCCAGUUGUCUGCUGUGAAUUUGCCUGGUGGAGAGUUGCGUCGCAGAUCUGCAGAGGAUGAACAAAUGAUGAGGAAGCAUUUAACAGAAGGUGAUCUGAUUAGUGCUGAGGUUCAAAGUGUUUUCACUGAUGGCUCAUUGUCGCUACACACUAGAAGCUUAAAGUAUGGCAAGUUAUCCCAAGGUGUGUUAGUCAAAGUAUUCCCAUCACUAAUCAAGCGUCGAAAGAAUCACUUUCACAACUUACCAUGUGGCGUGUCCAUUAUAAUUGGCAACAACGGGUUCAUAUGGAUCAGUCCGCAGCCACCAAACAUGUUGACCGAAGCCGAUAAAGAUGAAGUUACCAACUAUGAGAUGCAGCCGGUUGACAGAUCAAAUAGAGAAAUAUUAGCAAGAAUAAAGAACUGUAUAGCAGCUCUGGUUGCGUCUAAAAUGAUGCUCGACGACACCAGCAUAAUGUUUGCCUUUGAAGAGAGCCUGAAGUACGAGGGAGUGAAGGAGAUGCUGGCGCCGGAAGCGAUGCUCGACAUAGCCUUCCUAGCACAACACAGACUAAAUAAUAUUAUGGAAGAGUGACAUUUGAAGAUCUUUAACUUAAACAUGUGUAACAAGCAAUUUUUGUGCCAAAUAUUUGAAUUAUCAAAAUUGAUUAUAAUUUCUGAGAAGACAGUAAUAAAUUGGACUGAUUUUGCAUAUGUGAGUAUAUUUUUCACCUGUUUUAUUAGGUUAUAACAGUUUUAUUCCUUGAACUGUUACCACCGAUUUACGUGCUAACUUGGAACAGUAAAUGUUUAUUUUUGUAUAAUAAAUAGUUUAUUAAAAUUGCUUAAAUAUGAUUUAUUGAAAUGAAACAAAUUAUUUAUAGUAAACCUACCUUUUUAAUCGAAAUUGAAUAGAAUAAAAAUACAAUAAUAAAUAAUGUACAAAGGUAUAAAUUACUCAGUACAAUAGUAUUAAAAGUAAUGAGACAGGUAUAGGUUUAGCGCAUAACUGAGUAGGCUCCUGUGGUAGUGGCGCGGUGCGGGAGGGAGACAGUCGUCACAAGUUGACCAAUCACUGUGCUCUUUCGUCACGUCAUCACACCCCUCCCGCACCGCUCCACUACCGCAGGGACCUCCUCAGUUAUGCGCUAUGCCUGUAAGUAAUAAUUACAAUAGGUACUUCCUUGGCACAAUCGACAAUAAUCAACAUCAGUAACAAUCAUAUAUAUCACACAUCAUAAAAUCUUAGAAAAUACAUGCAUAUAAACUCCAAAUCCUACGAGUAAAGUCUUCGAAAACUCUCAUAA
Molecule: messenger RNA, 1724 nt
Organism: Maniola jurtina (meadow brown)
Lineage: Eukaryota; Metazoa; Arthropoda; Insecta; Lepidoptera; Nymphalidae
Gene: Rrp4
Product: exosome complex component RRP4
Exons: 5
Coding region: 113-1012 (299 amino acids)
Biological process (GO): CUT catabolic process; exonucleolytic trimming to generate mature 3'-end of 5.8S rRNA from tricistronic rRNA transcript (SSU-rRNA, 5.8S rRNA, LSU-rRNA); TRAMP-dependent tRNA surveillance pathway
Cellular component (GO): cytoplasmic exosome (RNase complex); nuclear exosome (RNase complex)
Molecular function (GO): RNA binding
Source: RefSeq, a predicted model, not a curated record